This is a messenger RNA of Penicillium odoratum, 384 nucleotides long. RefSeq lists its product as uncharacterized. The transcript has a single exon. NCBI's taxonomy places the organism in Eukaryota, Fungi, Ascomycota, Eurotiomycetes, Eurotiales, Aspergillaceae. The record is from RefSeq and is a predicted model, not a curated record. Bases 1 to 384 code for a protein of 127 amino acids.
AUGAGCACCUUCUUACGACUUCCGUCGCGAAUCCGGGCGCCUAUUUCCUCUACUCCUCUCGGUCGCCCUCUGCCCAAACUCCCUGGCCAAUCGUGUUAUGUUCAUGGUACAGCCAAGAACUUUGAUAAAGCCAAUGAGCAUGAUCUGGAUGAGGAAGGCUGUGAACGUGAUAAUACGCCGAACCACCCAAUUCCCUCAAACAAAGCUCAUCCUACUCUUCGAGAUGGCAGGCAGUCAAACCUAUCUGACAUGGAAGGCAAGAAGCAUGAGGAUCUACCGGAGGAUGUGAGAAAGCACAAUGAAGAGAUGGAACAACGAUACGAUCGGCCUUACAACCAUAUCUCGGACGAGGGUCCGAUCGAGGGAGCCUUCAAAACGAAAUGA